AUGGCGAUGAUGCGGACCAGGACCAAAAGCCGAGGUAUGUGCCUCUGCCUUCUCGGGAUUGCAUUGGCGCUGCUCGUGCAGCCGAGCACGGACUUUGCUCGAGGAGUUCCUGGGCUGAAGGACAGCAUAUUGGCAAAACGGCACCCGUUGCAUGCCGGAGUCGCUCGGCGCGCCGGGGCUGCGCAAGAGGACAACAGUGGCCAGGACUGGCGCGAUCUUGAGGAGGCGGCGGACCAGAGAAUGCGGGCCGAGUUCGUGGAAGAGGACCUGCUCCUGGCGCGGCAGCAGCUGCAAUUUGCUCUGGAGGAGCAAGAGACGGCCCAGGCGCAGGUCGCGACAGCCCAGGAGCAGGUCGCGACAGCCCAGGAGCAGGAAGCAAUUGCGGUGAGGCGUCUCGCUCGGGCGGAGGAAUCGGGCGAUGCGAAAAAGGUGCAGGCGGCGGAGAGGAAGGUGCAGGUGGCGGAGAGGAAGGUGGAGAGGGCGAAGAAGGAGGUCCAGGAGGCGGAGAGGAAGGUGGAGAAGGCGAAGAAGGAGGUGGAGAAGGCGGAAAGGAAGGUGGAGAGGGCGAAGAAGGAGGUCAAGGAGGCGAAGGCAAGCGGCCGGACGAAGGAGUCCGAGGUGGACAUUGCUGAGGCGUUGGCCGAAAUGCUGUUCAACACCACGGACACCCAGUGGCCGCUGGUCAGCGCCAAGUAUUCUGCAGCUUCCAGCAGCAUCAUAGACCUGAGCCGUGGCGCUUUCAGAGGAGUACUGCCAGUAGGCAAAGAGGACAAGGCCCAGUUGCUCGACCGCCAAGAAGAGGUUGCUUUCAUUGUGCAGCAACUCAAGAUGCGAGCGGACGAUUUGAAAGGUCGAAUGGGCACUGACAAGCGAGCUUCCCCAGCAAUGGUAGUAGCACAGGCCCCUGGCUCUGGCAAAAGCCACUUCCUGGCCAAGUUGGGCGAGCAGCUGCCGAGCCUGUACGACUUGGAGGGCAAUAACCAAACACCUAUCGUUAGCGCAUUCACCUACAACUCCGGGAUGAGCACAGCUUUGAAACAUGAAUCCGGCAAGACGGACGUUUUGGCCGACUUGGCCUUGCGAAUCAUCUAUGGCGCGGCGAGGCACAUGACUGAGAACGGAUGCCAGUGCUGCAGCUGGGAUGGCUUCUUGCAUGAACUUCGCAGUGCAAGGCGCAAUGAGAUUCUGGCCACCCUGCGAAGCGACCCAACGUUUGCGGUCAAGCUGCUGCGCAACUGGUAUGGAGCCCGCCCUUUGGUGAUCCUUGCCGACGAGGUUGGCAAGUCUGAAGACGAAGCUGCGGUGCGACAUUGUCUGUGCAACUCCAUGGACACCUGGGGCGGGCAAGCUUUCGUGGUUAUGUCGGCGCUGAGUGAAUAUGACGAACUGAAGGCAAUGUUCAAUGGCAGCCAGCGAGACUACCACAUCCUGGCGUUGCGGACCCUGGAUUGUGACACCUUCAGGCUUUUUAGCGCAAUGCUUCAAAAGCUGAAUGACAAGCAGAACGCAAGCGUGAAGAGAAAUAUCCUUGAGUACCGCAUCGCACUUGCCUGGGGCACCACUGGAGGCUACGCAAGAGCCGUUGAGAUUUUGGCAGAGUACAUCGGGAGAGCAGAGCUGGGUGCUGGGUUGGUUCUCAAAAUGGCUUUGGACCACCUUGCCAAGGUAAAUCAUCCCCUUCCUCCAAGUUUCACAUUGGAGGUUUUGGAGGAAGUGCUUGCAGUGUGGGAGGACGAUUCACGAAUGUUUUCCUUGGACAAACUCUUGGCAUACAGUGCUCGUUUUGCCAAAGCCAUCUACACAGGGAGCGUCCUUCUGGAGUCACUUCAGUUGGGAGCAGGAUACUAUCCGACUGUGGCGUCGUGGCAUGCGGCCCAACUCUUUUGCAGCCCUGUAAGGCGAGAAAAGGAAUUGCUUGGGAUUCUUCCCAGAUGUCGGAAGCUGAUGGAGAUGGCAGGCCAAGCAUACAAGAGCAAGGUUGCUGCCGUAAAUCAAGAUGAGGAGUUGGAGAUAAUAAAGCAGGCGAGCGCAUACCUCACUGAAGUCGCAGCAGCUUUCGGUGUCAUGAUUGCCAUCGUGAAGAAGUAUGAGAAGCUGCCACCAGCGCUCCUUCAGGGGGCCUGCCAAAGCAUUUGUGACAUUGGCUUUGAUGAUUCGCUUGCGCAGAAGUCAGACCUUGCGACACGAGGCGAAGAGGAUGCACCCCAAAAGCUCAAGGCGCUCGACUUUGUCAUAUACUGCAAGGACAAGCAAGCUUUGGUGGCGGUUCAAGUAAAGUCCGACACGCCCAGCAAUCGAAAGACGGCGCCGGUGGACGUCAGCGUGGCCUGGAUGCGCCGCGAAGUUGACUGUGAGCCAGAGAACGAUGCCGAUGACGAGGCUUCGGACGUUGAGCGACCGGACAUGCCUGGCUUUGAAUGGCUUCGUGAUUUCCAGAAGGCGUCCUUGCCGACCAAGAAGCUUUGCUUGCUGCCUUUGAGGAUUUGCCGGAGGCUGGCUUUGGCCUUGACCCGACACCUCACCUGCUUGACAUGCCCCGUAGCAUUCCUUGCCUCCAUUUGUGGCAAGGCUUUUCGUGUUAGCCACAACCUGCAGUGGCCGGACGAGCUGCGGCUCCUGGAGCUUGGCGCAUGA
Effrenium voratum is the source of this 2634-nucleotide messenger RNA. The record is from the annotation of a GenBank genome assembly. Lineage: Eukaryota; Dinophyceae; Suessiales; Symbiodiniaceae.